Molecule: messenger RNA, 1023 nt
Organism: Phlebotomus papatasi
Lineage: Eukaryota; Metazoa; Arthropoda; Insecta; Diptera; Psychodidae
Product: farnesol dehydrogenase-like
Exons: 2
Coding region: 251-1003 (250 amino acids)
Source: RefSeq, a predicted model, not a curated record
AGACAUAAUACAAACUUCAGUUAAAAUUUUCGCAAAAAUCUCGCUGCUUGUAAAAUUACAGAAGUUAAGCUACAACACGACCAAAGCUUAGAUACUUAGAAGAUAACAAGAUCUUCUUGCGCAAAAAAAAGCCGAAAUUUGUCGUCCAUAAUUCGCUUUUCACUCGACAUCUUUAUCAUCAAUUUUAUGUAAGAAUAUUCUAAUAAUUCAUCAAGUCGUUUUUUGGACGUCGUAUGAACCAGUGAAAAAAAUGGAACAGUGGAAAAAUAGAGUGGCUGUAGUGACUGGGGCUUCUUCAGGGAUUGGGGCUUCUAUUGCAAAAGAACUCACGAAGUCAGGAAUGAUAACAAUUGGAUUAGCUCGAAGAGUUGAAAAAAUUGAUGAAUUGAAAGUAGAUCUCCCUGAAAAUCUCCAAAAUAAUCUUCAUGCGGUGAAAUGCGAUGUUUCCAAAGAAGAUGAAAUAAUCGCAGUGUUUGCAGAGAUUGAUAGGAAAUUCAAUGGGAUUGAUGUCCUGAUCAACAAUGCUGGAACUGGGAAAUUUGGAGGACUCCUUGAUAAAGAUAACUCGAGCUUUAUGCGUCAUGUGAUUGAUACAAAUAUUCUGGGCAUUGUUUUCUGCACUAGAGAAGCCUACAAAUCCAUGGAGAAGCACGGAAGGAAUUCCCAUAUUAUACACAUUAACAGCAUCUUAGGCCAUACAAUUCCUCCAAGUGAUCAACUAUCACCGAGCAGUAUGUACAUUCCAAGUAAAUUUGCCGUAACAGCAAUGACCGAAAUCCAUCGGCAAGAAUUUAUUCGUAGUAAGCAUCACAUCAAAGUGACGUCAGUGAGUCCGGGAUAUGUGAAAACUCCGAUUGUACCGCAGGAACUUCUUGAACAAUAUCCAGAUUUGCCUUUACUAGAGCCCGAGGACAUUGCUCACAGUGUUUUGUAUGUUUUAGGAACUCCACCUCAUGUUCAAGUUCACGAAUUGACGAUUAAGCCAUUUGGGGAAACAUUUUGAGGACGAUGCAUAACAAAACC